Spodoptera littoralis (African cotton leafworm) is the source of this 1131-nucleotide messenger RNA. The record is from the annotation of a GenBank genome assembly. NCBI's taxonomy places the organism in Eukaryota, Metazoa, Arthropoda, Insecta, Lepidoptera, Noctuidae.
AUGGCCCCAAUUGUUGAUAAAGAGAAUUUGCACAACGAGUUCAACAAUGUGCAUUUAAAGAGCCCUGUUAAAAACAACGUUUUGGCUGAACGCAAUGAAAAUAUGAGUGGCGAAAGCAUGGAGGUCGAGGGAAAGACCACUGAAGUGGUCGAGUUUGACCCACAAAAGGAACCACUACUAAGAGACAACCCUCGCCGUUUUGUCAUAUUCCCUAUUCAGUAUCCUGAUAUUUGGGAGAUGUACAAGAAGGCCGAGGCUUCCUUCUGGACUGUUGAGGAAGUGGACCUAUCCAAGGAUUUAUCAGACUGGGAGACUUUAAAGGACAGUGAGAGACACUUUAUCAAGCAUGUGCUGGCUUUCUUUGCUGCUUCUGAUGGGAUUGUCAAUGAAAACUUGGUUGAACGUUUCUCUCAAGAAGUUCAAGUUACUGAAGCUAGAUGCUUCUAUGGUUUCCAGAUAGCCAUGGAGAAUGUACACUCUGAGAUGUACUCUCUUCUUAUUGACACAUAUAUUAGGGACCCAAAGGAGAGGGACUUCCUGUUUAAUGCUAUUGAGACUCUCCCUUGUGUGAAGAAGAAGGCUGACUGGGCCCUGCAAUGGAUUGCUAGCCAGUCUGCAACAUUUGCAGAGCGCAUUAUUGCAUUUGCUGCUGUCGAAGGAAUCUUCUUCUCAGGCAGCUUUGCCUCUAUUUUCUGGAUGAAAAAGCGUGGUCUUAUGCCUGGCUUAACAUUCAGUAAUGAACUGAUAUCUAGAGAUGAGGGUUUACAUACAGAUUUCGCGUGUCUAAUGUACCGCCAUGUGGUUCAGAAGCCAAGCAAGGAACGUGUACUGCAGAUCAUUAAGGAUGCUGUAGUAAUUGAACAGGAAUUCCUGACAGACGCACUGCCCGUUAGGCUACUAGGAAUGAACUGCGAACUUAUGUCAGAUUACAUUGAAUUUGUUGCUGACAGACUACUUUUGGAACUUAUCGGGGAGAAGCACUACAACACAAAGAAUCCAUUUGACUUCAUGAAUCUGAUUUCACUAGAAGGUAAGACCAACUUCUUUGAGAAGAAAGUAAGUGAGUACCAAAAGUGGGGAGUUAUGGCCAACCAGAUGGACAAUGUAUUCACACUGGAUGCUGAAUUUUAA